This is a messenger RNA of Brassica oleracea var. oleracea, 833 nucleotides long. RefSeq names its product pheophorbidase. Gene Ontology annotation, biological process: jasmonic acid metabolic process; salicylic acid metabolic process. The record is from RefSeq and is a predicted model, not a curated record. Gene Ontology annotation, molecular function: methyl jasmonate esterase activity; methyl salicylate esterase activity; methyl indole-3-acetate esterase activity. Lineage: Eukaryota; Viridiplantae; Streptophyta; Magnoliopsida; Brassicales; Brassicaceae.
UGGAGUUGUAACUGUUAUGUUAUCUACAUUGUGUGGACCCAAACCGCAUUCAGUUAUGUGUUAAAACCAAGGGGAUAUUAGAGUUAACUUUAAACGUAUACAUCAGAAAGACACGAGUGCGAUGGGAGGAGGAGACGGCGGUGACGACUCAGUACUUCACUUUGUAUUUGUACAUGGAGCCAGCCACGGUGCUUGGUGUUGGUAUAAACUCACCACUCUUCUUGACGCCGCCGGAUUCAAAGCCACCUCUGUCGACCUCACCGGAGCUGGCAUCAACCUCACCGACUCUAACACCGUCGUCGACUUCGAACACUAUAACCGUCCUCUCUUCUCUCUCCUGUCAGAUCUCCCUCCUCACCACAAGAUCAUACUCGUGGGACAUAGCAUCGGCGGAGGAAGUGUCACUGAAGCUCUAUGCAAGUUCACAGACAAAAUCUCCAUGGUCGUUUACCUCGCGGCUGACAUGGUUCAACCCGGAUCCACCUCUUCUCCUCAUGACUCAACCAUGGCUGUGGGAGAAGAAGACAUAUGGGAGUUCACAUACGGUGAAGGCGAUGAUAAGCCACCCACUGGCAUGCUCAUGAAGGAGGAGUUUAGACGCCAUUAUUACUAUAGCCAAAGCCCUCUUGAGGAUCCAACUUUGGCAUGUAAGCUAUUACGACCAGCUCCACUUAGGGCUUUGAACGGUGCUGAUAAGCUGGCUCCAAAUCCUGAAGCCGAGAAAGUUCCUCGAGUUUACAUCAAGACUGCUAAGGAUAACUUAUUUGACCCUCUGCGCCAAGACCGUGUGGUGGAGAAGUGGCCACCAUCUCAGUUGUAUAUCUUGGAGGAGA